Cooperia oncophora is the source of this 1662-nucleotide messenger RNA. The record is from the annotation of a GenBank genome assembly. NCBI's taxonomy places the organism in Eukaryota, Metazoa, Nematoda, Chromadorea, Rhabditida, Trichostrongylidae.
AUGGACCUCACCAACGAGCUGUCGUCCCUUGGAUCACUUCUUGAACACGAAAGGAAGUUGAUUGAAGAGAAAAACUCGAUUAUCACCUCUAAAGAUCAAGAACUGUUCUCACUACGUGAGGAACUGGAGCGAUCGCACAUAGAAGUUGAGAAGCUGAAAGGCCAAUGCGAUUCAAGAGCAACUGAAUCCGAAUCAUUGGCAAAGCAGUUGUUAGCUCUGCAAGAAAACUCGAAAGAAUUGAUGGAUAGGAUCGCGCAAGGCGAGGGUGGGUCGAAAACUGCUAUCGAGCAGUUGAAAACAGAAAAUCAAAAUCUCAAAGAGGAAAUCAGCCAACUUACUGUGUCGUUCAAGGAAGAAAAGGAAGGACUGGUGGCGAAAGCCAACGAGCAGGAGAAGCUCUAUCGUGAAGAAAGGAAAAAUACAGCCGAAAAUCUGAAGAAGGUUGAGCAUCAGAGGGAAGCCCUCGAACGACGUCUAAGGGAAGCUGAAGACGACGUCAAUCGCAAGGCGGAGCGAUUUGUUGAAAUGGAGAAGGAGAUUGAAGAUGAUCGACGGAUAGCAAACGAGAGAAUCAAUAAGCUGAAAGAAAUCAUUCGAGUAAAAGAAGAAAAGGCCUCAGAAGCUCGUAAACAAUUGGAAGAGUUAUCCUCCCAGCUGACUGAUAAGAACCGUCUUCUUCGCGAAAAAGAGCAUCAAAUUGAAGAGAGCCGUCGGAAAAUAGAAGAAUCAGUCAAUCACAUAGCAGAGGCUGAAGCGAAAGCUAGACAACUGGAGGCGGAGCUCUCACAGAGUGAGGCUCAGCGACUGGCAGUGACCGAUUCUGAAUCCGAUUUGCGUUCCCAGCUCAGUGAUAAUGAGACACUUCUAGCUUCAUUCAAAAAAGAAGUAGAAAAGCUAACAGCCGACUUAUCUUCAAAAGAGCAAGCCCUGCGAGAUGCAGCCAGUGAGGCUAGUGAGAAAGAGGAACACUGGAGAAGAAAACGCGAAGAAUUCGAGCAGCAGUUGGAAAGGAAUCAAGAACAUAACGAAGAACUGCUAUCUACCACCAAGCAGUUACAAAUUUCAUUGGAUCAGGAGAAGACCGAGAACGCUUCUCUCCAGGCGAAAAAUGGGACAUUGGACCACUCACUGAGUGAUGCACUGCAACGAGUUUCUGCACUUGAGACUGAGUUGGAAGAAUCUCGUAAAACGGAGGAAAAUUUGACGCAAAUCUCGGUAACUUUGCUGGUUGAGGAACAAAGUCGGCAUGAAGCAUCUCAGAAGAAGUACGAGAAUGAGGUUGUUUUGUUGAAGUCAGCAGAAAGUGCUCUGGCUGAUGUCAAAAUGGAACUGGAAUCUCUACAGAAGACAUCUGAGGAUAGACAGGCAGAGUUGGAGUCGUUAGUGCAGCAGUUGGAGGCAGAGAAGGCGACACUGGUCUCUGAUAGUGAAACUAAGGACCGAGAAAUCCGUCGGUUGGAGAGCUCAAAUGAACGAUUGCAAGGCGACCUGAACAGCAAAUCAAUGGAGCUUGAGCAAUUUCACGAACGUAUGGCAAAGUUUGAAUCCGAAAUUGCGGAUGAGCGUCGUAAACUGGAAACGUUGGAACAGGAGCGUCAGGGAGUAGUUGAAGAAUGUGCGUUGCUACGGGUUGAGAAAACGGAAGCCUUGAAGGUCAGUUAG